This is a messenger RNA of Nycticebus coucang (slow loris), 1493 nucleotides long. It is a transcript of the gene VIP, whose product is annotated as vasoactive intestinal peptide. The transcript has 6 exons. Gene Ontology annotation, cellular component: neuron projection; perikaryon; extracellular region. The record is from RefSeq and is a predicted model, not a curated record. NCBI's taxonomy places the organism in Eukaryota, Metazoa, Chordata, Mammalia, Primates, Lorisidae. Gene Ontology annotation, molecular function: neuropeptide hormone activity; peptide hormone receptor binding. The coding region runs from base 6 to 503 and encodes 165 amino acids. Gene Ontology annotation, biological process: phospholipase C-activating G protein-coupled receptor signaling pathway; negative regulation of smooth muscle cell proliferation; regulation of protein localization.
UCGACAUGGAAACCAGGAAUAAGCCCCAGCUCCUUGUGCUGCUGGCACUUUCCUCUGUGCUCUUCUCCCAGACGUGGGCCAGGCCUCCUCUCGCAGGGCCUCCUUCUCUGAGGUUGGGGGAUGGAAUAACAUUUGAAGAAGCAAAUGAACCUGAUCAACUUUCAUUAAGAACAGAUGCUGACAUAUUGCAAACUGUGUUAGCUGAAAACGACACACCCUAUUAUGAUGUGUCCAGAAAUGCCAGACACGCUGAUGGAGUUUUCACCAGUGACUAUAGCAGACUAUUGGGUCAAAUUUCUGCCAAAAAAUAUCUGGAGUCUCUUAUUGGAAAACGAGUUAGCAGUAACAUCUCAGAAGACCCUGUCCUAAUCAAACGUCACUCAGAUGCAGUCUUCACUGAUAACUAUACUCGUCUUAGAAAAAAAAUAGCUGCAAUGAAAUACUUGAACUCAGUUCUGAAUGGAAAGAGGAGUGAGAAUGAAUCUCCUGAGUCAGAAAAUUGAUGAAACGCAUGUUGGAGCAAAGCUGAAGACAGUUUCCCAGUGAUUCUUGAAGAAAAAUGAUGACAGAGUAAUUAAAUUUUGAGUUCUACAUAAAUAAUUCAAGAAAACAACUUUAAUAUCAAAACCAAAUAAUAUAUAUUGUGUUGUGAAUAUUGCGCUUUGUUUUAUCGAAUGUAAUGAUUGUGAUGUUUACAUUGGAAGCAUUAUUUUAGCGUUCUAAAUUUUGUCUUUAACUUGUAAAAUGCCUGUAAUUUCAUAUGCUGUCCUUUCUAACAAAAAUAUAUUUAAUGCUAAGUGAAUCCUAGGUUACUCCCAACUAUAUAAGAAGUUUUGGAAGAGCAGUAGAGAGAAAAAUGGAUGUGCUUAUUUAUAGUGUGUACAUAACCAGUCAAAAGAGGGGAACAGAUAAUUAGCGCAGAUAACCUUGAAUGUUAAGCAGGUUGCAUUGUUAAAUAAACUUCCAAAGGUCUAAAAGAAUAGCAACAGGAAACAUAAAAAGACAUUCUUCCAAAAAGAUGUCCAGAGAACCCUAUGCGUUUCCAUGUUUAUAGGCAAUUGUUACUUUUAAUGAGGAUUAAAAACCUCACAUUUGGAUUGCUAAUCACCAAAGGCUUUCUUCUGAUCUAGCGUUUCAGUUAAGAGAAAUGACCCCUACUUCUGACCUCAGACCUUCCCCUUAUGCUUGUGUUAUGUGUAAAAUGUAAAUGGAAUGGAACACUUGUUUUCAGUAAUAGAUAUUUUUUCCAUAAUCACUUAGAAUAAAGCUUUAGUCAUAUCAGCUUCCUUCAGUGAAAGUACAUUUGGAGACACAACUAUUUUUCCAAAAUGAUUAUAAGAAACCAAAUAUAGAAAUAAAGACUUUAUCAUUGCAAAUUCUUUCUUUUGUCUUGAUUCAUUUAAAUGAUUUAACAGUAACUUAUUUUAAGCACUGAACUUCUAGGCACUGGAUAGUUGUGCUGUUUGAGCUUACUGAUUUGCAGGUGAGCUCUA